Molecule: messenger RNA, 1757 nt
Organism: Prunus persica (peach)
Lineage: Eukaryota; Viridiplantae; Streptophyta; Magnoliopsida; Rosales; Rosaceae
Product: capsanthin/capsorubin synthase, chromoplastic
Exons: 1
Coding region: 93-1586 (497 amino acids)
Biological process (GO): carotenoid biosynthetic process
Molecular function (GO): oxidoreductase activity, acting on paired donors, with incorporation or reduction of molecular oxygen
Source: RefSeq, a predicted model, not a curated record
UUCAGAUUCCAUUCUGUCGGUAUCCCCUUCGGCUGUUCUUCUAUUAAUAACGACUUUCCACUUCCCUUCGACUUUGUACCUCUCUCUCUCUAAUGGCCACCCUUUUCAGGCCGUUUUCACCUCCACCAGCAGCAAAAGCUAGUCAAUUCAAUUUCUCUGAUUCAUCAAACUCUCCAUUUUCUAUUCCAAAAACCCAUCACCCAUCUUCAAGAAAAUCUUUCUCCAAAAUCCAAAGCAGCAAGUUUGGCAAUUUCCUUGACUUGAAACCCGAAUCAAAACCCGAGUUCUUCGAUUUCGACCUCCCCAAAUUCGACCCAUCAAGCCGUUCUCGCUUGGACGUGAUUAUAAUCGGCACAGGCCCUGCUGGGCUUCGUCUUGCAGAGCAGGUUUCAAGCUAUGGCAUUAAGGUAUGUUGUGUUGAUCCUUCACCCCUUUCUAUGUGGCCAAAUAACUAUGGUGUCUGGGUCGAUGAGUUUGAAAGCUUGAACCUUGAAAAUUGCUUAGACAAAACAUGGCCUAUGGCUUGCGUUCAUGUUGAUGACAAUAAGACCAAGUAUUUGGACCGUCCUUAUGGUAGAGUCAGUAGGAAGAAACUCAAGACUCUGUUAUUGGAGAGAUGUCUCUCCAAUGGGGUUCAAUUUCACAGGGCCAAGGUGUGGAAAAUUCAGCACCAAGAGUUUGAGUCUUCGAUUUUGUGUGACGAUGGGAAUGAGCUCAAGGCAAGCUUGGUUGUUGAUGCUAGUGGGUUUGCUAGCAGUUUUAUAGAGUAUGAGAAGCCAAGGAACCAUGGGUAUCAGAUUGCUCAUGGUAUUUUGGCUGAAGUGGAAGAACACCCCUUUGAUUUGGAUAAGAUGCUUCUGAUGGAUUGGAGAAAUUCCCAUCUUGGAAAUGAACCUUAUUUGCGUACUAGUAAUUCUAAAUUUCCGACGUUUCUCUACGCUAUGCCAUUUGAUUCAAACUUGGUAUUCUUAGAAGAAACUUCACUUGUUAGUAGGCCAGUGUUAUCUUAUAUAGAGGUUAAGAAACGAAUGGUUGCGAGGCUAAGGCAUUUGGGAAUUAGGGUGAAGAGGAUAAUUGAAGAUGAGAAGUGUUUGAUCCCAAUGGGAGGCCCUCUUCCCCGGAUCCCCCAAAGUGUGAUGGCAAUUGGAGGGACUUCUGGGGUCGUCCACCCUUCAACUGGGUACAUGGUGGCUCGGACCAUGGCUCUAGCCCCGAUAUUGGCUGAGGCCAUUGCAGAGUGCCUUGGCUCAACCCGAAUGAUUAGAGGGCAGCCACUUUAUCAUAAAGCAUGGAAUGGCUUGUGGCCAAUUGAAAGGAGAUGUGUACGGGAGUUUUACUCUUUUGGUAUGGAGACUUUGUUAAAGCUUGAUCUGGAUGGGAGUAGAAGGUUCUUUGAUGCUUUCUUUGACUUGGAUCCUUAUUACUGGCACGGGUUUCUCUCCUCAAGGUUGUCCCUUAGAGAGCUUGCUUUGUUGAGUUUAUCGCUGUUUGGCCGUGCCUCUUUCCCAUCUAGGUUCGAUAUUGUUACAAAGUGUCCCUUGCCUUUGGUUAAACUGAUGGGUAAUCUAGCACUUGAAGCUGCAUAAUACUGUAACACUUGGAAACAAUUGCUUUUUGUUUCAUUUUGUAAUGUUGUUCGUGUUGUUAGCUUGGACUAUACACAUUGGUCCAUUCCUUAUACAGUAUACUUUACCAGAAUAUUAGAGCUCUAGGUUGAAGUGCUCCUUGUUAAAUGAUUGGAUUAGAACCUCAUCUCA